This is a messenger RNA of Fundulus heteroclitus (mummichog), 1681 nucleotides long. RefSeq lists its product as uncharacterized. The transcript has 8 exons. The record is from RefSeq and is a predicted model, not a curated record. Bases 20 to 859 code for a protein of 279 amino acids. Lineage: Eukaryota; Metazoa; Chordata; Actinopteri; Cyprinodontiformes; Fundulidae.
UUCUCGAGUGACUAAAGAGAUGACUCCCUCCCAUCGCCUUGACCUUCUCACAGACGCACUCCUGUACUAUGGUAGAAGAAAAUCUGCAGAUCUAGAUGUGCAGCUUCUUCAGAGGUGGGACAAAGCCGAGAAGAUUGCGAGUAUUGCUGAGGAAGAGAUUUCUGCAGUUUUGAAAGAGUCACCGAUAAGCAUUUCUGAACAUGACCUACAACAAUGGAUGGAAACACAGAGACAUGUAGCCCAAGCUGCACAUUUAAAAACUAGAGACAAAGAGAUUGUUCCAAGAUGGAAGAGGAACUAUGUGAUGAAGCUGACCGAAAUCAACCAGCUCAGAUCCGGAUCACAUCAACAGGACUCACUCAUUGAAGAUGAAUCACAACUGGACAGGGAUCUUCGAAUAAUUGAGAGACACCAUGCUGUAAAACGAAGAUGGGUCCCUUCGGAUGACAUUUUCCAGAGAACACUGAGAGAUGUUGACCAGGAACUUAGAGGUCAGCUGAUACAACGAGCACAAAAUGAAGCAAGGGAGAGGGCCACUCUUCUGAACCUGAAAAGAAGAUAUAAUGAUGGACAGGGAGUUGCUAUAAGGCUGUCCAAGCAAGUGAAUGCCUGUAACAGGAAACUGAAGAACAUUGUUACAGAGUACAAUAAUCUGCAGUGGCCUCCACAAACUGGCAUCUUUCCAUCACAUUUAGAAUUUCUAGAAUUAUGUGAUGCCUCCUCCCAGCUGUACACAUUGUUUGAUGAACAAAUUGAAGAUCAUGGUGUUGUUCCAAAGAACCUAAAAAGUCGAGCAAUAGAAGCCCUGCAUUUGAAGACUAGAGCAACUGAAGAAAGCUUCUACUUAAGAGAGAGAUGAACACUGUCAUUCUUCACCUUCAUCAACAACAUGGACAUUUAAGUUCAGCUAUAAAUGAUACUGCAGAUCCUGGUUCAAAAGCUGUACUUCAUCAAAACAUUAUCAUGUUAGAAAAGAAAAUGUACAGUGCAAUGAACAUGUUCAAGAGGUUUAUCGAAGUUGGUGCCCCUCCUCCAAAUCAUCACCUACCAGAGUUUAACUCUUAUUCUCAAGCACUUAUGUCUCCAGAUCUACAUUACAUAGACUAUGAUGAAAGCAUUGACGAUGGAGAGGAUGAAGGGGAUGAUGACGACAAUGUUGAGGAAGGAGAGAACAGCAUAGAUUGUGAAUCAUCUUUAUGAUUUAUGGCCACUUACUGUCCUAUGUGAAGAGCACAUAUUCCAGUAUAAAAAGUUCAUUGUUUGUUGAUUGUCAUAUAAGCUUUUUUUUUCUAACAUCUCAGUUUAUUGCUUUUGAUAUUGUUGAGACAUAUCUGUUUUUCAAGUCAAGCUAUAUAUAAUCAAGGGCAUUUUAGUUUUACUCAUUACAGCUUGGUACUCUUUUUUUCACAUUUAUUAAUGUUCUUGUUCAGGAUGACAUUGUUAAUGACUAAAAUUCAUUUACAGUUUGAUUUUAACUCUUAAUUUUGAGAUGCUGGAUAAUCUGCUUUACAUAAUAUCUUUAAAUUUGAGCACAACAACAAAAUAACUAAAACGUAGUGGACAAAAAUUUUAUGAUGUUCAUAUUUGAGAAAUAUUUGACUGUUAUCCAAGAAUAACAUUAUUUUGAAGGGCACUACUCUGUAUUAAAAAUUCAUUAAGAGCUAUGUCAGUGUUUCUGUGA